AUGUCUGAUUGGAACAUUCCCGUGAGGGAGAAACUCCAAAGAGACCCUUCUAGCAAACUUCAUUGUAUAGUCGUAGGCGCAGGUCUUGGCGGCCUAGGGGCUGCAAUCAGUAUACUGCUCGCUGGCCACGAAGUUACAGUGCUAGAGGCGGCAACAGAGAUUGGCGAAGUCGGUGCUGGUAUUCAGGUCCUUCCAAACUCUGCCCGCGUUUUAUUCUCGUGGGGUCUGAAGGACUCACUGGAGCAAUACGCAACAAAGCCGCAGAAAUGUAAUUUCAUCGGCUGGAAGGGAAAUCAUCUGUCCAGUAUGGAUUACCAUGCAUAUGCACAGGCGAGCGGUGCUCCUUUCUGGGACUUUCACCGUGCCAAUUUGCACAAGUGUCUCCUCGACCGUGCCGUGGAGCUCGGUGCAUCGAUCCUCACCAAAGCAUCCGUUUCGGAUCUCGUGAUUGCUGAGGACCAACUCAGCGCCACGGUCGUGCUCAAGGAUGGCCGCCACAUGGAAGCCGACUUGGUAGUGGGCUGCGAUGGCAUCAACUCGACCCUGCGCGAGAUGCUCCUGGGCCACGCAGAUCCCCCCGUGCUCACUGGCGACCUCGCAUACCGCCUGCUCCUGGACACGGAUGCCAUGCGCGAGGAUCCGGAGCUGAGGUCUUUUGUUGAGACGCCCACUGUAAACUAUUGGCUGGGCCCCGAUGCCCACGCCGUGAACUACGUCUUGAAAGGAGGCAAGCAGUUCAACAUGGUGUUAUUAGUCCCUGAUGACAUUCCGCGCGAUUCUCCUUCAAACACCGUCGCCGGCAAUGUGGAGGAGAUGCAGGCAUACUUCAAGGAUUGGGACCCUCGGAUAAGCAAGCUGACUGCUCUGUGCAAAGAGGUGCAAAAGUGGCGGCUAUGCAUACGCCCCGGUCUUGACCCCACGUGGAGCCAUAGUUCCGGCGCAUUCACGUUACUCGGUGAUGCCGUUCACGCCACGCUUCCGUACCUGGCCAGCGGUGCCGGCAUGGCCCUUGAAGACGGCGGCGUACUCGGCCAAUGCCUGGCCCGCAUCACCGACAAGAGCGCCGCCUCGAAACGCGCCGCGCUCGAGGUGUAUGAGGCAUGCCGACGGGAACGGACAGAAAAGGUCGUCCAGCGAGGUUCGUACAACCAGUGGAUAUACCACCUGCACGACAGUCCGGAGCAGGAGGAGCGGGAUCAAAAGCUCAAGGACUUUGAGAAGAGGGACCAAGAGUGGAUGAGCGAGCCCGGGUUUACUGUGCCCGAGUCGCCAGAGACGGGCGACGAUCCGUUUCCCUGGCGUUACCAUGGUGUAGCGAGAUGGCUAUUGACAUAUGAUUUGGACAAGGACGUUGAGAAUGGCUGGAAAAAUUGGCAGCGCAAGCAAGUUGAUCCAGUAGGGGAGCGUGCACAGUUGUAG
Molecule: messenger RNA, 1419 nt
Organism: Pestalotiopsis fici W106-1
Lineage: Eukaryota; Fungi; Ascomycota; Sordariomycetes; Amphisphaeriales; Sporocadaceae
Exons: 3
Coding region: 1-1419 (472 amino acids)
Biological process (GO): secondary metabolite biosynthetic process
Molecular function (GO): monooxygenase activity; FAD binding
Source: RefSeq, a predicted model, not a curated record